Messenger RNA from Fibroporia radiculosa, 1797 nucleotides. RefSeq lists its product as uncharacterized. The transcript has 3 exons. The record is from RefSeq and is a predicted model, not a curated record. The coding region runs from base 1 to 1797 and encodes 598 amino acids. Lineage: Eukaryota; Fungi; Basidiomycota; Agaricomycetes; Polyporales; Fibroporiaceae.
AUGCUGCUGCCUUUUCAGAGUCUCUUCUUCGCGACUUGCUUGUGCUUUCAUGCGUACGCGUCCCAGCAACAUCUGCUUUCGCAACCCCAUCGUCACCCGGACCGUCCUGACAAUCUCACCGCCCCGUUCAUUUUCAACUCACUAGCGUCUCUCCUCAUCCAAUGGCCUAAUACAUACCACGGAAAUGGGCAUACGAUUAUCCCAGGUAUCAUUAAACCAUACACCCUCCUGUAUCAUGCACGUAAAGAUGCAAACCUCCCUCCGUCUCCGGAAUGGUUCGCCUUUGACCCAGAGAUGAGCUUUGGCAUCAUGGGCGGACGCGGAGGGAGUACCUUCAUGUCUACCUAUAGAACCGUUCGUCCUGCUAGAGUUGUCUAUUUUGAUGGCAUGAGCGCGGCUUUGAGUGACUUGGGAUGGCUCGAUAGCCAGGAGGUUUUCCUUGCCGGGAGAGGUAGGGCUAACGAGUCGGACCAGUAUCCAUCUCGAGAUGAAUACACCCGUAUAACCAAGCUCUGCAAAUGGGCGGAGACAGUCGACCUGGACGGCUUCGUGCGUAUGAAUGCCGGCUUCGAAGUUAUGUGGUGUGAUUUCGACUCGCCUGUCAUUCAACUCGUGAGUCAUCUGAAUAUCACGGCUCCUGGUAGUACCCCUACCUCUGGCCGGGACAUGCCUCCGCCAGGAGGAGGAAGAACACCAGGCAAAGACGCACCUGACCGACCUACAAGGGGCCGACCAGGCGGAAGCAGGCCUCCAUUUAACUUUGGCUGGUCGCCUCUCGGGGCAACGGGCUUCUCUGAAUGGCUCCGUGUCGCAGCACAGCGCGGUACAAUUCCACAGCCUCAUGUUGAGCUCGAUUAUUCCUCGUUUGUCACAUUCUAUCACCCUCGCCUCCAAAGUCUUGUCAAGGCGCGCGAGGGUCAAAGUGUGCGGCAGCACCGUAUCUGGAAUAACAUUUCUACCGCAGACGCGCAAUCAAUAAGGGAUGAGGUAGAAGAGACACUGCAACGCCCACCCUGGCGCCGAGGUGGCAGCGGUAUGGACUGGGGCGCGCUCGCGCGAAACGUCGUGGAAGAGUGGGCAAGCCGGAUUAUACAGCUUCACGAAUUUAUUGGGAAUACUUCAACCGCUCUGCGAGAGCAGACGCCUUUGAACACAACUCAAGCCGUUAUUGCAUUGCGCCGCUUGACGUAUUCACCGCUGAAUCCGUUCAUGGACACUGGCGCACCCAAUUCGACUGCUCACGACUGGGUCUAUAGUCCGGGUGCGUCUCUGGUAGAUAACGUUUUCCUCUUCCCUCCGCGGCACCCACUCCCCUCAGUAUCUAUGAACUCAUCGGCUCUACAGCGGUGUGUGUACUCUGCCACAGGGUUCCUCCACGAUCCGCGCAUACAUAAGACACCGCAGGAGGUACUUCUGCAGACGAGUAUUGAGACGGUCUUAGAGCGACUUUGCGGGGACUAUGCGGCAUUAUUUGUUGAGAGCAUGGAUGUUGAUGACCGCAUCUCGUCGCAAGACUUGUCGAGACUGAUAAAUUUAUGGGGAGCACGUGUAGAUCUCCUCAUGCAGUGGUUGGACUGGACAGAGUGGCACCGAUGUACUGAAGUUUGCCCCUUGGACAGCAUAUGCAGUAUGCCUAUGUGGCCACUGAGCGGUUUUAGGCGGGGACCACGAGGCGAACCUGGUGACGGGGGCGCAGAGGAACCAGAGGACGCGUGGAAGCCACGGUGUUUGAGCUUACUACCCGACCGUGGACCGUUUUCUUCAUUUGUCGAUGCUUGGGGCAGCGGAGACUUCUGA